Molecule: messenger RNA, 2991 nt
Organism: Cryptococcus amylolentus CBS 6039
Lineage: Eukaryota; Fungi; Basidiomycota; Tremellomycetes; Tremellales; Cryptococcaceae
Exons: 10
Coding region: 941-2836 (631 amino acids)
Biological process (GO): chromosome segregation; DNA topological change; DNA replication
Cellular component (GO): nucleolus; chromosome
Molecular function (GO): DNA binding; DNA topoisomerase type I (single strand cut, ATP-independent) activity
Source: RefSeq, a predicted model, not a curated record
GUGUUUGGUUACAAGUACAUGUUCAGGAGAGCGCUCCUUUCUCCUCUCAUCCAUCUCCAACGUCGCCCGUUUACAUCGCGCAUAAACACCCUCCGCCCGCCUACCUACACUUGCAUCCACCCCGUCGCAAUGUCCGCUCAAGCUGCCCAGCCAGCUCAGGAAGACAUGGCCGUGGUCGCCCCGAACGCAGAGGCCGAUCCUGCCAACGUCGCUGCCCAUGCCCCGCAAGUUGACGAAGAUUCCGAGAUGAGCGAAGAGGAGCAGCCAUUAAAGAAGACCAAUGGCGCCAGGAAGAGAGCGGACAGUAGCGAUGAGGAGGAGAAGCCACUCGCCAAGAAGGUCAAGGCGAAUGGUGCAGCAAAGCGACGUGUGGUAGCCAGCAGCGACGAGGAAAGCGACGAACCUCUCUCGGUAUGUUGCAGACGCGUCUUUCAACAUUGCAACAUGGCCCGUGCGCUGACGGACGCGUCGGGCGGUUAAACAGCAAAAAGCGAAACGGACCACCAAGAAGGCUGCUGCUUCUGACUCUGAGGAGGAGGAGAAACCACUGGCGAAGAAGGCGACCAACGGCAAGAGCAAGGUCAAGAAGGAAAUCCCUGCUAGCUCCCCUCCUGUAGAAUCCUCCGAGGAGGAACAAAAGUUUCUGGCCAAGAAACCCGCUCGACGCGCCUCAACAAAAAAGGCUGUAAAGGAAGAGAGUGGUUCCGAAGAUUCUGAAGAUGAGAAGCCCGCCAAGAAGAAGCCUGCCAAGCGCGCUCCCGCUAAAAAGGUCAAGAAGGAGGAGACAAAAUCAGAGGAAGAGGAAAAGCCCCUGGCGAAGAAGGGCAAGGCCGCUACAAAGAAGGAGGCUGUCAAAUCAGAGAAAGGCGGGAAGAAGAAGACAAAGAAGGAAGAGGAAGAGGAAGAAGACAAGUACAAAUGGUGGGAAGAGCAAGAUGCUAUGGGCGAUGGUUCUGUCAAAUGGACCGUCCUUCAGCACAACGGUGUCUUGUUCCCUCCUCCAUAUGUCCCUCUCCCCAAGAACGUCAAGAUGAAGUAUGAUGGUGUCCCUCUUACCCUUCCUCCCGAGACCGAAGAAGUCGCCGGCUUCUUUGGUGCCCUUCUCGAAACCGAUCACGCUCAGGAUGAAAAGUUUCAAGAAAACUUCUUCCGCGACUUCAAAGAGAUUGCUGCAAAGUUCCCGCCAGAAGAACCCGUCAAGAUCAAGAGCUUUGAAAAGUGUGACUUUAGGCCGAUGUUUGAGUACUUUGAGAAGGAAAAGGAGAAGAAGAAGGCGAUGACCAAGGAUGAGAAGAAGGCCAUCAAGGAGGAAAAGGACAAGCUGGAAGCGCCGUACCUCUUUGCCAACGUAGAUGGAAGACAAGAGAAGCUCGGUAACUUCCGUGCCGAACCUCCUGGAUUGUUCAAGGGUCGUGGUGAACACCCAAAGAAGGGCACGGUCAAGAACCGUCUCCGACCCGAGGACAUCAUCUUGAAUAUCGGCAAAGAGGCGACUAUCCCGAUUCCCAAUGUUCCCGGUGAAUGGAAGGGUGUUCAGCAUGAUAACACUGUCACUUGGCUCGCCUACUGGAAGGAGAACGUGAAUGGAAACACGAAAUAUGUGUUCUUGAGCGCUGGUAGUGCUUGGAAGGGUCAGAGUGAUCGUGCCAAGUUUGAAAAGGCUCGAGAGCUUAUUAAACACGUCGAUCAAAUCCGAAAAGACUACACAAACGACCUCAAGUCCAAGGUCAUGGCCGACCGUCAACGUGCUACCGCUCUCUACUUUAUCGAUAUCCUCGCUCUGCGUGCUGGUAACGAAAAAGGUGAAGACGAGGCAGACACUGUCGGUUGUUGUUCCUUGCGAUACGAGCACGUCACGCUGCAACCUCCUAAUACCCUGAUCUUUGAUUUCUUGGGUAAGGAUUCGAUGAGAUUCCAUCAGGUCGUGGAGGUCACCCCUCAGGUGUUUAAGAAUAUCAAGUUGUUCAAGGCUGAACCCAAGAAGAAGGGCGACGAUAUCUUUGACCGAUUGACUACUUCGCUUGUGAACAAGCAUCUCAAUAGCAUGAUGCCUGGUCUCACCGCCAAGGUCUUCCGUACCUACAACGCCUCUUGGACUUUCCAACAGCAAUUGGACAAGAACACUCCCGAGAAGGGCACCGUGGCUGAAAAGAUUGCUGCCUACAAUGAUGCGAACAGAGAUGUCGCCAUUCUGUGUAACCAUCAAAAGAGUGUCAGCAAGGGCUUUGACAGUAGUUUCGCGAAGGCUGAGGACAAGCUCCGAGCCCUCAAGUACCAGCGUAUGAAGCUUCGCCUCCAGCUUUUCGCCAUCGACCCCAAGCUGAAAAAGAAGCACAAGGAGCUCGCCGAGGAUGAGUCGGACGUGGACGACGAGUUUAUCGAACGACACGAGGAGGAGCUGUUAGAGAAGGCUUUGGAGACUGCCAAAAAGAAGUUUGACACGGAUAAUGUCAAGGCUGAGAAGGAUGACAAGCCGAAGAGGAAGAAGAAGGAUUUGGAGGAGAGGCUGGACGAGAUCAAGGCGGAGUUUAAGGAGUUGAAGAAGGAGCGAAAGUCGAAGAAGAUCGAGCCGAAGAGAGGCGCUACGGAGGACAAGCUCCUCGCCCAGAUCUCCAAGAUGGACGAACGGAUCGCCACAAGCAAGGUGCAGCUUCGGGACCGAGCAAACCUCAAGGAUGUUGCCCUUGGUACCUCCAAGAUCAACUAUAUCGACCCCCGGUUGACUGUUGCCUGGGCCAAGAAGUAUGAGGUGCCUCUUGAGAAGCUCUUCUCUAAGACAUUGCGCGAAAAGUUCCCCUGGGCUGAGGCCGAGGCUGGUCCCGACUGGAGAUUCUAAACUGAAAGACCUUGUUGGCUGUCUUUUUUGGUGCAGCUCUGCGCUCAUAUAAAAAUCAAAUACAUUACAUCUAGCAUAUACCGCUCUACAAUUGAGUCUAGGGUCUGGCAUUCAUAUAUCGGAAUAGGUUGAUUUGCAUGCACAUGUUGUUCCAG